CCCACCCCAAACCCCUCCCCCUCUCCCCUCCAGCCUGAUCACACUAAGGAAUGAUGAAAAAAAAUAAUUCUGCAAAAAGGGGGCCACAGGAUGGAAACCAGCAAUCCAUGCAGCCAGAGAAGGUCGGCUGGGUUCGGAAAUUUUGCGGGAAAGGCAUUUUUAGGGAAAUCUGGAAAAACCGUUAUGUGGUUUUGAAGGGAGAUCAGCUUUAUAUCUCAGAGAAAGAGGUCAAAGAUGAAAAAAACAUCCAGGAAGUGUUUGACCUGAGUGAUUAUGAGAAAUGCGAAGAGCUCAGGAAGUCCAAAAGCAGAAGCAAAAAGAACCACAGCAAAUUCACGCUAGCACACUCCAAACAGCCUGGAAACACGGCACCAAAUCUGAUCUUCCUGGCCGUCAGUCCGGAGGAGAAAGAGUCCUGGAUCAACGCCCUCAACUCCGCCAUCACCCGAGCCAAAAACCGCAUCUUAGAUGAGGUGACUGUUGAGGAGGACAGCUACCUCGCCCAUCCGACCCGCGACAGAGCGAAAAUCCAGCACUCCAGACGGCCUCCGACACGGGGACACUUGAUGGCUGUGGCAUCUACCUCAACAUCGGAUGGCAUGCUGACACUGGACCUCAUCCAAGAGGAAGACGCCUCUCCCGAGGACCACGGGACCUGUGAAGAGAGUUUCCGGGUAGAUCUGGAUAAGUCCGUGGCGCACCUCGCUGCCGGACGGCGCCGGUCAGAUUCGGAGAACAUCAAGUCCUCGGAGAAAGGCCGGUCAGUGAGCCUGCCGAGACGGGAGGCGAUCUCGUGGGACAAAACUGGGAAACGCAAUGAUGCCUUUGAGAAAGGGACCAUGUACACCCCGCAGGUCCCCAAAAAGCUCUCGCACUCGGAAAAGAACAAAUGUGCCUCCAUGGAGGAGAUUUUGUCUCGCCGGGACUCUUCUGCGCACCGGGCAGUGCUGAGGAAGGGGCUGGAGGCUCAGUUUGCUUCGGGGGAGCCCGAGCAGCUGGCCCGGAUACAGGAACUGGUUGCACUGAAACUGGAAAAAACUCAGGAACUGCUGGCGGAGGUGAAGGGCUAUGGGGAAGGGAAGCGAAAGACAAAAGAUUUCGCCGCUGCUGCCACCACCACCUCUUCCUCUUCCAAGUCGGACUCUGAAAGCAUCUUGCAGGAGACGCAGAGGUUGCUGGGCGAGGCCUCCUCCACCUGGAGCCAGGCCAAGAAGGUGUUACAGGAGAUUAAAGAGCUAAGGGACCUGUACAAACAGUUAGAACUGCAGCCGUCGGACCCUAAACCCAAACAGAUCUCACAGUCUCAGUACAGGAAGAGCAUGAUGUGAAGGCACGCUUCAGGGUGGGGCGGUGGUGAUUUCUUUUUAUUAUUAUUUACAGUGUUCGAAACAGUACAACGUGCCUGUUCUCAUCAAAACUUGCUCCUCACGCUUGACCCCUUCCCCUCCCCAGGUCUUCCCCUGUCCCCAGAUGAAACAAAAGGUGUUCCAAUAAAUCAGUUUGGAUUCCUAUUUUUUUUCAAAGUAUCCUUUCUCUGCGUUCUUGGGCUGCUCGUGUCAUGCUUGCAGGAUGGAAGAUCACCAAGACCUGGAAAGCUCCCGGCAUACUUGUGGAGACAUACGCACAGCAGCCGGGGUAGAUAUUCUCCCUCUAUAGAAGCCCUGGGUUUGCUGCUCUGAACCCAGAGCUGCGGUUCUGUGUCCAGCGUUACAGCUCCUUGAUCAAGAGCGUUGGCAACUUAGUUUAUGUUUUUCCUCCUCUUUAAAAAAGAGUCAGCACGUGGAGGUCCCCGUUAUCCAAAAACUGUUUGGAAGAUGCUUGCCAGUGACAUCCAAGCCAGGGUUGGAAUUCCGCUGUCAGAACGAGGAGAUUCACGGCCUGGAAUGCAGUCUGACGUGUCAUGAGAGGCAUCGGGCGCUCCUUCCUGGACUGCAGUUAACAGGGCUCUUCCCUGGCGUUCCUGCACUGAUCCCAAACCCUCUUUUGCAAACUCCUGUGGCAGGCAGCUGUUAAUACAUGUGGUACAAAUACAGCCCUCCCUACGGAGGCAACAGGUAUGCAAUCUGUGUUAAAACUAACCCUGUCUGUAGGCUGACAGCUGAUGCUUCGGAGACACCCCCUGGCCCAGUGCAAUGAGAUUUAGCAACCACAAUGUCUUCCUUCUUGUGCAGAUGAUCAAAGCCUGGAGUCCAACGGGCAGUCAUUAUUUGUUUUUCAUUGUUCUUUCCUUCAUUUAGGCUGGAGUGAAAUGGAAAGUCAGGGUUUGGCACAGAGGGCAACAGAAAAGCUGAGAAUUGCAGUUGGUUUAAUGGGCCUGAUUCUGCUCUCGCUCACACUCCGUUUACACAAUCGAUCCUCACACCAUUGUCUCUUAGCUGACACCGAUGUGAGGUCAGUAUCAGGCCCACUGAAACUCAAACGGAUCCCAAAUUAGAGCUCAGAUAUCCUCGCCUGGCUGAUGUCUAGCACUUUUCUAAAUAGGUGGCUCAGCUUUCAUGUACUUAAGCAGCAGGACAAGAGGGAAAUAUGCGAAGAUUUCUCUCAGGGCUUAAAGUACACUGGCAAAUUAACAUCAGUUGUUUUUUCCAAGAAAUCUAAUUUCCUUGCCUAAGUUGCAAAGAACCCCUGAGAAUAUUAAAAACAACUGAGUUUUAAAUGACUAAUUUCCUUUUCACUGUUUACAUUUUGUACCUCUCACAUAUUUGAAAUGAGAGGAGUUAUGUUGACGUCUGUGUCUGGUCAGUUUCACUCAUAUUGCCGGCUAAGGCUGUGAUGUUUGGGUUGCAAAUGCUGCAAGGAAAUGUUGAUCUGUGUUUUUUAAAAACUCCCACCAGUUGAAAUUAAAUAACAUUGGUGGAAAUAUUUCUAUUGGCCUGAGCUUCUUUAACAGCUGGUGGUUGGCAAAGCUUAAAUUUGGGGCCCAAUUUCACCUGACAAUGUCCCUUUAAGUUAUUCAUGACUCUUUUCAAAACCGAUCCUUCAAACGGCAGAAGAAUCUCGGGCUCAUUUCAGUUCUUAUCACAAAGCCACACAGUCAUGCUGUCGUGAUAGAAAUGGGGAGAUUUGGCUUUUACAGAAUUUACAAGAAGUAUCCUUUUCUUGAUUUUUUUUUUAAACAUGUUGGACCAUUCAACGGGUGAAUUUUUACAGUCAGUGGAAUCAGAUUUCAUCUCUUAAAAAAAAAAAAAGGAGAGAUUUAAAAAAAACAAAAACCUGACAUGUAAGCCAUUCUGACAGUGCCCUUCUAUGUCAUCUCUCUUUGAUCCAGAAGGAAACAAGAAAAAAAAACUUCAAAUAGUUUUCAGAUAUAAUGUUAAGCAUUAAAAAUAACCCGGUUCUCAAAAUAGAAAAGCUGUUUUAAAAUCAGAGGUUCUAAUUACACUGGAUUAGCCUGGACAUGUGUCAUGAGUGGGGUUGAGAUUCUAGGCACUGGAAUAAUAUCAAAACACUUGAUUGGGUUAUAUAGUUCUAGCAAGAUGCCCAAAGUCUCAGGUGCAUAUGGGGGGUCACUGAACACACUCGAGAAUCCCACAGUUAUGUAGAACCUUGUUCCUUCAAAAUCUGUCUUGUGCAACCUGCCAAGAUAGUGACAAAAACUGCUUGGUUAACAGGGGUGGUUAUCUGACUAUAGGAAAAACAAAACAGUCCUAGAGACUUUGCAGGUGUCUUGAAUAGUCAUCUAAGACAGGGGUGGAGUUGCCCAUUGGAAGUGGGGCUUGGUGCAAGUUUCACUCUAUGGGAGUAAUUACCCAGGGUUCCAGGCAGGUUUGUACAGUAGUUCUGCUACCUUGAAGCUAGCUUGGACAUAUCUACAAGAAUGGUGGUUACACCCUGUGGCCGCAGUGUAGACAUACUCUGUGUAUUUACGGAGCUAAGGAGUUCCAGCACCUUGGCAGGAGACCACCUGUCAGUUUGGAAGCAGGUGUGUCCUACAAUGAAAACUCACAUGUCACAUAGUUGUUAGAGCUGGGCAAAAUUUUGCAAAAGGUUCUAAGCUUGGGACCAGGUUUUGCCGAGCUUCACCAACCUUCCUGCUAACCUACGGUGGACUUCUGGGCAAACGGGGGCGGGCAGAGUUAUGGUUUGUGGACGGAACCAUUCCGUAUGGAUUUGCCUGGUUUUGACCCCCAAAUUGGGCAGUUGUGGGUUUGGUUCAACCCAAAACUCCCGUGAUACAAACCCAGUGAAGUGAAUUCAAAAAAGAAACCAUCACACUAGUGCCCAUGAAAACCAAACCAGGCAAGUUUCAUACCGCUCUAGCCACUGCAUUUAUGUCUGGACAUCAUGAUUCUACAUCAGCACAGAGUCAUGAUGUGAUGCUGUGAGAUCACGCUCUCCUCAUCAUGCCAUAGUGACAUUGCUCUUACCCCGGAGCAUCCCAAAAGGUAGGGAUACAAAAAUUACCCAAUCAAAAACUGGGAUGAGUGGCGACUCGAAGGAAUUGGAAUCUUCCCCAUCCAAUCAAAUUCCUAAAGUCUCCCCUGCCCAUGACCUCAGAGGGGAUGUUGGGGGUGGGGAGGAAGAGGUAUGGAGGGCCAUCUCCCACUCCUUGCUUCUGCACCUGGGUCAUGAACAUCGCCAUGGUUUUCAUGACUCUUCCGCGCCUUGGGCUCCCCCAAAAUGCCUAUGGCAGCUGCUUCUGAGUGACAUUCUGGCCCCACUGACAUCAGUGAAGCCAGGAUUCCACCUUCUGACUUGAAGCAGAGCUAACUUUACGAUUUUGAGGGUCCCAACAAAGGGGUUAUUUUUGAGGUGCUUAUUCCCCUUCUAUCUCCCAACUCCAUCUCUCCUUCUCCCUCCCUGGUCGAUGAGCCUAGAGAGCACUUGGCUUUUACAAUCCCAUGCUGUGGCACAAAGAGAGGCCCCAAAGCUGGGCAGGCCUGUCCCACUCCUUUGGCCUUUUCUCCACCCAGCAGCGUUGCCAGAGAAUUUGGUAAGGCAGCACGUUUGCAUUAUCAUUUAUUAUUUGUAGAGCAAGCUGGAAAUUUUUCAAUGGAAUGUUUUUCCUUUGGAAACCAAAACUUCCCAUGGGAACAUGUCUAUUUUGAUAAAAUUUUGUUUCAGGGGGGAAAAAGUGAGGGGGAAAACAAGAGUUUUGAUGAGUUCAAAACAUUCUGUUUUGACAUUUUCAGAAUGGAACACGUCAGUAUUUAGUUUUGAAAUUUAUAUUAUAAAAAUGUAAACACAUUUUAAAACGCCAACACUGAAACAAGAGAGACAAGGUGGGUGAGGUUGUAUCUUGUAUUGGUCCAACUUCUGCUGGUGAGAGAGAGAAGCUUUCACGCUUACACAGAGCUCUAAAACAUUUCAAUUGGCCCCAAACCAAAACUUUUUCAGCAAUGUCAUUUUCUGGAAAAUUUUGAAAUUCUUUGGUUUUGUUCUAGUUGGUAACUACGCAAAUUUAGAGAUCACCGAAUUUCCUGCAAAACAGAAAUUCCAGUUCCCACGCAGCUCUAGUCAGGUAUCAGGACUCACUGUGCAAGAUGCGGUACAUUUUUAUUGCUGGUAGGUCUAUUACAGUAGCGCCUAAGAGUCCCAGUCAUGGAUCAAGUCCCAUGGUGCUAGGUGCUGUACAAACACAGAACAGAGAGACAGACCUUGCCCCCAACAUGGGAUAUAAUUCCCCCUCCAUUCACUUUUAAUCUCUUUUAUUUUAUUUUAAAUUUCACCAAAUGUUCCCCAUUUGUCAAUCCCUUUUGUGGGAUUACAGAAAAGCCAAAUACAAGAGAGAGUGGCAUGUGUGGGGAAAACAUGCCAAUCAGUUUAGCACUGCUGUUACGUUCCUUCCCGAGCACAUCUUCCCGAGUUAAAAACAGCAUGAGGAGUUGAGGUGGGGAAGGGAGAUAAUGUGUGGGAGGAAUGUUCGUGAUGACUGGGGGUCUGCGUAGGGAGGAGGUGGGGUAAAGAGACCAAGGGGUGUGAUUUUCCAUUCCGUUGCACUUUGUGCAGUCAUUUGUGUCAGUGCAAAGUGGGUGCAUUUUACACCCAUUAUGCACUGAUACAAUUGACUGAACAAGGGGCAGGGCAAACAGAGAACCCGGCCCCACAUCCUGUGUGUCUUUGAUUCAUCUGAUCUUUCACACCAAGUUGCAAUUUUUGGUUUUAAACCUUCUGUGCAUCAAGAAACAAAAAAUUGAGCUAGUUUCACUGAUGCUCCAUAGUCGGAUCUUUUCAAUCCAGCUGUGCAUGUUGGGAAGCAGCGUGGCCUAGUGGAUAGAGCACUGGACUGGGACUCAGGAGAUCUGCAUCCUACUCCCAGCUCUACUGCUGGGUGAGCUUGGGCAAGUCACUCUCUGCCUCAGUUUCCCCAGCUGUGAAAUGGGGAAAAAGAUACUGAUCUUCUCCGUAAACCACUUGGAGAUCUACUGAUGAAAAGUGCUCCAUAAGAGCUAGAUAUUAUGAUACUAUGACUAGCUACUCUCUGGUUUAUAAGGCAUUGCACACUACUGUGGACCGUUUGUAUUGGUAUUAGGUUUUCUGGUUCUGGAGUGAUUGCAUGGACAUUGUUUUCAUUGUAUAGCUAAGGGACUGUCUGACCAAGGUUGCCAGUGGCAGCUCUGAUGGCCCUCAGAGCAAGCCUGCAUGCUCAUGUCUCUGUUAUACUGUAUCCCAUGCUCUUGAGGUCAAAUUCCAGUCCUGCGCUUCAUGCCACAUCAAUGCCAUGGGCAAAUUGAGGAACCAAGGGCUACACAGAGCAUGGCUGUAGUGAAUGGGUUUGCAACUGAAGGAUUGUAACUCCCAAAAGACAAACCCAACAAUCAUCCAGGGAAGGGAAUCAGUCUCCUGUUCUCACUGAACUGCCACUGAAAUCAGUGCAAACUAUUCUGGGGGUAUGUUGGGAGAAUAGGGGACCUUAUAGUUCCCCCCCCCCACCUUCCUCUGUAGCAUGGUUCGCCUGCAGGGAUCAUCCAUACAUCUCAGCUAAUCAAUUCCCUGCCAUUACAAGAGCUUGGGGUACUGGGGGCACCUUGGCCCCAGUCAUUCUCUGCCUGUGGUGCAGUUUUGUUUCCUGCAGACUGGAAUGUUUUGGUCUAACUAAAAUCUUUGGGAGCAGCACAGGGGUAACUGGGUGAAAUGUGAUAUACAGGAGGUCAGACCAGAUGAUCUAUCUGAUGGUCCCUUCUGGCCUUAAACUCAAGGAGCCUGUGAAACAGCAGGGUGAGGAAAUACGGCUUGACUCCCAUGACCCAAAAUGUUCGGUGAAUAACGCGGUGGCCGCGGUGCCCUGAUUCUCCAUUGCCUGCACCGUGUGUGAUUCACCCCUGUGCCAAGUGGGCAUACAAUGCUACCGAAUCAGAACAACAGCGUUUGCACCCACUUUACACUGGUCUAAAUGGGGUGCAGGAUGAUGGGGGGGGGGAAUCAAGCUUGGGGGCUUCAAAGCUCGUUUUUCACUCAGCGCGGUACGCCCAUCUGUCAGCUCUGCACUCAGCCAGCUGAGACGAGCUCGUGUUUAGCUUGAGCUAAAAAGACAGAGCAGAAGGCUUAGCUUUAAAAUUCCUCUGUGGCUUUAUUUCAUGAAUUCACUUAGUUUCAAAAAUGGGUCCGGAAUCGCCCCCGGCACCGGGCAACCACAUAUCCCUGGCUCCAAUUGCCAGCAAAUUGUCAUUAAGACCGAAAAAAAGGGGUCAUGAAGAAUGGCAGCAUGGAAAACGCUCCAUGAAGGGGUCUUUUAUAGCCUUGCUCCCCACCCACUAAGAUCAAAUCAAGGGGAGAAUAUGCCCAGAAGCCAAUCACUUUUUGUUUUUUUGCAUGCCUCUUACUUAAAUCUUGCUGCUGGCUCCUUGAUUCUCACUGCACCUGCCAAAACCCAGUCACACUGCAAUGAAAUCAUCGCUAUAGAUGGCAGGCACUGCUGCGCCUCCUGGUCUCGGCAGGUGGAGGACACCUCGAAUGGUACAUUCAGGAGCUCAGCAGUCGUGUUCCACCUGCAUGUACCUGGGCAUUCAGCACAGCGGGUGGGUUCUCCCUGAAAAGAGCAAGAUGGCUAGGUAUAGUCAAAGGGUUAAAAAGAAAUGGGUAAUCAAUGUUUUUAUUAAGUUGGAUUUAAAAAACGAGAUCCACUUUGCAUAGAGCCCUUCAUGCCAAGCCUGAGCUGGCUAAAAUGGCAUAGCCCAAGAAGGAGAGCACUUGACAGGAGCACCACCAAACCACAGCAGAUGCCUAUGGCUCCCAUGAGCACAGCAGUGCCGCGACAGCAUGGGCCCUUUGGUUGUCUCGCCAGGGAGUGGAGGCAUCUGGAGGGUUGGUUUGGAACUGGGGAAAAUACAGCCCCUGAAAAAUUUCACACCCUGAGCACUGCACUUAGGUCAACCUCACCCCCAGUGUAAGCAGUUGGGUCGACAGAAGAAUUCUGCCAUCUGGUGAAAUCCAUGUCUUUUUGCGUAUGUUUUAAGAAAGAAUCGCAGACGCUAAGAUUGUUUUUGGCACAAAAUUCAAGACGUCUUGUGCCACUGUCUGUCAUUGGUCCAGUUUUAUGUGGCCCGAUGACUUUCCCAACCUCAUCUGAAGAAGUGAGGUUCUUACCCACGAAAGCUUAUGCUCCCAAUACUUCUGUUAGUCUCAAAGGUGCCACAGGACCCUCUGUUGCUUUUUACAGAUUCAGACUAACAUGGCUACCCCUCUGAUACUUUCCCAACCUCUUCUUUCACUUCUGAUCUGGGCAUUAAAAUCUCCCAUAACCAGGACAAGAUCGUGGUUUGAUAUUUCUUUCAUUACAUCGUUCAAUGCUGCAUAGAACCGCUCUUUGUCCUCUUCAUCUGCAUCGUUUGUUGGAGCCUAUGCCUGGACUAUGGUGCACUUAAUGUGCCGAGAGUGGAAUCUAGCUGCCAGUAGCUUAUCUGAUAUUGGCUGCCAAUUCAUAAGUGAUUUCUUUGCAGCGCUAUUCCUGAUGAUUCCUACACCUCUCUCAUGUUUGGUUCCACCUGAAUAUAACACUGUUUUUUCUCCAGAUGUUAUCAUACCUUGCUCUUUCCAUCUAACUUCACAAAGUCCUAGGAUGUCAAUUUUAUAUCUAUCCAUUUCUUUGAUGACCUGUGCUAAUUUUCCUGCACUAUUCAGAGUUCGUACAUUCCAAGUAGCUAUGGAUGUACUCUUUUUGGCCAUCAGAAUUUGGACCAUCAAGUGGGUGACUUCCCGAUGGAUUUGAGCAUCCACUGUCAUAACACUUUCCAUCCUCCUCAGGCCGUGAUUUUUGGUUUAUGUGGUUUAUGUGAGUAGUUUCUGUAGCUAGAACUUUUUUUUUUACGGUGACGGGAAGCCGCCCCAUCAACCAACUCUCCUCCUUUUUGAUCCAGGUUUCGGAACCUCCUCCUUUUUGAUCUGGGCUUGGGACCGGCACUGGCGGAGUUGUAUUAUAUUAUAUAUAAACAAAAAGUUGUUUCAGUCUGAAAUAUUGAAAUUUUUCAUUCCAAACAUGUCAAAUCAGGAUGUUUUGCUAUUGUCAGAACUUUUUCCCACCCCGUUUUUUCCCCCCAAAACGAAAUUCCAGAAAAAUCAAUUCCAUUUUGCGGGAACCUCCUAUUCCAGUGGAAUAGGGUUCUAUCAGAAUUUGUCUGCCCACCUCUCACGACAAGGAAUAGGCCAUCUGGCUGUUCCUCUGUUUACAUCUCCCCAGCUCUCUGCAGAACUCUAUCUCACAGUUCCCCUUUGCAGUGCGGCAGCUACUAGUCACCAAACCACCCGCUCCCCAGCUACUCUCGUUCUCUGCUCAAAGCUUUAAAAAACAAACCACCAGAGACCACAGUACUCCUCAGCAAUGAAAAUCACCAGACCACGGGGCUUUCCUGUGCAGCGCAGCUGGGAAGAGUGUUAUGGCAGAGCAGUGACUCUCAAGCUCUGUUCUCACUUCGAAAUCUUACCCCCUAGCCUCCAUUCCACCAGCGUGUUUGUCGGGUCAUGAGGGAAGGCAUUAAGUGGGCAAGGCAGUCUUAAACGCUGGGACUGUUGCAUGCAUCUUGUUGCUACUGUCUAAGGGAAUUGGCUUAGUAGCUAGUGGGCUGGACUAGGAGUCUGAAACCUUAGUUCUAUUCCGGGCUCUGCUGCUGCGUGACCUUGGGCCAGUCACGUCACUGCUGUGCCUCCGUUCCUCUCCCCCACCCUGUGCAAAAAGAUCAUUGUAAACCUGACUCUCCUUGGUAAAGCGUGUUGAGAACUGCUGUGAAGAGCUAGGGAUUACUGAUGUAUACGACCGAGAGCCUAGAGGGCCCACCCCAGAUCAGGCCCCCAUUGUGCCUGGUGCUGCUCAGACCCAGGUAGUUCCUGCUCCAAAGAACCCCCCGUGUGAACAGACAAGGGGUGGGAUGGGGAAACUGAGGCACAAAGAGGAGUUUAUACCACCUCUGUUCAGUUGAGGUCUAGAUGGCAUGGAGGUGAAAACACCAGUACAUUAGUGCUGGCACCACCAAUGCUAGAGCAACAGUGGGAGAUUUUUAAAAGGCUAGUGUAGACGAGGCUCUGUUGUGGUUUUGUAUCUAGUGGGUUUCACUGAGUUUAGCAAUAAGCCAGACCUUGUCUAAAACUUGUCCCCCAGGCUGGCUUGAUACUCUGCCCCGAUCUUGCCUGAAACCCAGCCCUGGGCUUGUUCAGAAGGUUUUAACUUCAACAAACCUGACGCAAGUUCAGGGCUCGUAACAAAACCCAGAAUCUGGGAUGUCCUCACCCAGCCAUGCCUGUGGUGCCCUCAGAGAACUGCCUGUCCUUAAACCAGUUCCCUAGGAAUGGUUCCAGUUUGCCUAAAUCUCCUCCUCUGUGCAGUCUAUCCUUUUAUUUCAGAGAAUCGCUCCCUGUAUUUCUUUUUCAGGAAAAUAUUUCUCUCCCCUCCCCCCCCCACACUCCUAAACACUCACAUCCCUCCAAAAAAAUCCCUAUUAAACCCAGUGGAGUACAGAUACAUCCCUAUUUUGGCCUCUCCAAAUGUCUCUGUCUAGUGGGAAUGAACAAACCCAAAUACCCCACAGCCAGUAAACAAGAUGCCAACUUUUCUCCUUCCUCUGCCAGCAGACUGGGCCCCUCUGAUUCUUGCAGGCUCCUAUUCCUAGCAACCUUGGUGGAGGAUUAUUUAUUUAUUUUUGUUUAAUUCUCUCAAUAGUAGGUUGGACACUGCCAGUCCAGGCAGGCGCCAAACCCCUAAGUGAUUAGUUUAGCUUUCUGCUCAUAUGCGCCUCCUCCUCUGCUAAACUGACACUGAAUUUAAAUUUGCAAGCUGGGAAAUAAGCGAUGGUCCCAUUCCCCCUCCCAAUAAACACUGACUGGCUCUCCAGAGGACUGGGAGAUGGUUUGUAGCUGAGCUGUAAGAAACCACAGUGGAACAAAAGGCUGCUGGAGGAACAGAACACAGGGACGAGGAUGAUUAUGAUACAAAUGGGGUGGGGGAGCCACUGGGGGGGUGAGAGAGAAGAGCUUUUGGAGAAGGCAAUAGGACUCUUUAAAAGCAACAAAACGAGAAUACAAAUAAGCACCAGCGCCAGAGGAGAAGCGGGAUAAUCUCUUGCCAGGAGGCACAUGGAUCUCUCCCAAGCUGGGUUGAGAAGGGAAGAGAAAGCGAAGGUGUCAUAGACCAUUUCCGUCAUCGCUGUCGUGGUUAGAGAAACGGAGGGAAACUGAGUGCAGUGGGCAAAGCCAGUGCUGGGCUAAGAGUAUAUUCCAAGCAGUUGAGACACCUGCCCGCAGAUCUAUUAGGGCAGGGCCCAAGGGCUAAGUUUGGUCCCAUUUCAGCAGUCCACCCCUCGUCAGCAAUUCACUCUCAGGUGCUUUGCUGGACAGGGAUGCGCUUAAUCACCUGCUUAAGUGUUUUACUGAACCAGGCCCCUCAAAUGGAGCCUGUAGCUGCCCCUGUCGGAUCCCAGGAAAGCCAGUACAAUGGUGAAUGGCCAGUAGUUCUGUCACAGAGUGUGGGGGCAUCAGGGCCCUGCACUCCCCACUUCCUCCGAUUCACCGUGACUCUCAGCCAGCCAGUAAAACAGAAGGUUUAUUAGAUGACAGGAACACCGUCCAAAACAGAGCUUGUAGGUACAGGCAACAGGACCCCCCUCGGUCAGGUCCAUCUUGGGCGGCAGGGAGCUUAGACCCCAGCCCUGGGGCUCCGUUUCCCCAGCCAGCUCCAAACUGACACUCUCCAGCCCCUCCUCUGGCCUUUUUCUCUUACCCGGGCCAGGAGGCCACCUGAUCUCUUUGUUCUCCAACAUCUUCAGUUGGCAUCUUUGCAGGGGAGGGGCCCAGGCCAUCAUUUGCAGGAGACAGGGUGUCGACCAUUCUUUGUGCAGACUCCUGCACACCCCUGCCCUUUAGGGCUCUGCAACAAUCACACACCCUUAUCCCACCACCUAGAUACUUAAGAAAUGCAGAGGAGAAACUGAGGCACCCACACAGUAUUCAGAGAAAACAUUAAGAACGUUCCCACUUCGUCACAGGUUCUUAUUCCUGCUGAACUCCUCCAAUGAGCCGUUUCUGUUCAUCCGUCAAGUGCGAAUGGUGCUCAGGGCCAUGUGAGUUUUAUUUAUUUGUUACCAAAACAGAGGCAGAUUGAGGUCAUGAGAAUUGCCACCACAGCCCCGGGCACUGCAAACUUCCAGCAGCCCCUCUUACGGGUUGCAAACUCAUGAUCUGGCUUCACCUGGUAAAUAAAGAGACCGAUUCUUUUAGUUACGAUGUAGCAACUGCUCUAAAAGCAAUGGGCUGGAUUCUCAGCUGGUGCACCGCGGGCUUCCAUGCAGCCAUGCCACUUUAUAUCAGCUGGGGAAUCUGGCCCCAGAUUGUUUUAAGAGUGGUGCAUCCAGAUAGAAAACUAUUAGCAUUCUGAGUGUGUGGGGGGAGAGGAACAGACCCCUCCCUGCAAACAUUCCCCUAGUACUGCCACCUAAACUGAGGUUAGAGACGGACCCGCAGCACACAGUGUUUCAUUAGCUGUGAGGGAUGCAGUAGGCAGGCGGAAUUGUAGGUAAGAUCUUUGUUGAGCAUACCACAAGGCCAAUGUUACAUGCAUAAAGGCCAGUGUUUGUCCAGUCGUACUCUGGCCACCUGUUUGAACCACCAAAUAGGGUCCCUCCUGGAACUGGACCCUCUAUCUCCAGUCCCACUCAUCAUAGGCCACACAGAGAAAAUUCUGAUCUAAACUAAGUUUGGGGGGGAUAUAACUGGGUUUCAGUUCCAGGACUUAGGCUCAGCACAUUAUAGAAGCAGAGACCAGUUACAAAGCUUAGAUCCCAUUGGAACUUCUUCACAGUGCAAGAAAACUUGGAUAUUGGGAUUUGAUUCAGACCCAUCUCUAAUAAAAGUACCACCUGAUCUCUCUUUCCUGGGAAUAACUUCCAUUUUUAGAGUGUUCUGUAUUAUAAAGAAGCUUUUUCCUUUUUCACUCUACUGUUAACAGACAAGUGUAUUUUUGUAUAUCCAAUACUUGAAGGAAUCAGAUACCACUUUCCACAUCUCAUCUUGAUCCCUGCUAUUGUAAUUAAAAUUCUGCUGACUUCCUUCCCCGAUGUAUUUCCCAUCUCUCAUCUGCUGCCCUACACUCACGUGCGUGAGAACUGAGACGGUGAAUGAAAAUCAGUCCCUCACGAUUACGAUACCUUGUGCCUAAAGAACCUCAUGGUUCUGCCCCCAACUCAAGUAGCAAGUCCUGGCUCAGAGAGAAGAGUGGGAUUUUCAAAGGAGGCAAACGGGAAAUUAAGGAGGGAUUUUCCAAACUGUCUAAGUGAUUUAGGAGCACAAAUCCUAUUGAAAAUCAAGUCAUUGAGGCCCAGCUCCUCAAAAGGUAUCUAGGUACCUAACUCAUUGAUUUCAGUGGAAGUUAGGUGCCUAAAUACUAUAAAGGGUCUGGGCCUUAGGCACUUAGGAAAAUUUCACCACUUACUCCCUUAGUUGUCUUGGAAAACCGCAUCUUAAGAGUGCAUUGUAUCCAGGGGCCUUAAAGGUGCUACAACCUUUUGCUACAGCCACUCAAUGAAGUAUUUACAAAUGUGAUACGAUUCUAUUUGCAGUGUUGCUGUUGCUGUGUAGGUCCCAGGGUAUGAGAGAGACAAGUUGAGUAAGGUGCUCUCUGUUAUCGGACCAACUUCUAUUGGUGAGAGAGACAAGCUUUUGAGCUUACACAGAGCUCUUCUUCAGGUCUGAAGCUCAAAAGUUUGUCGCUUUCACCAACAGAAGUAGGGUCGGUAACAGAUAGUACCUCAUCCAAGUUGUGUCUCUCUAACAGGAUUAUAUUGUUGCUUGAUUGGUCAAUUCUUUUCUUUUCUCCCCAUCUGUAUUUUGUGUUUAAAGUUCUCCUUCUUCCUCUCCGCUUUUUUUGUGUUCCUUUCGGAAAACAAUCUGCACUGAUUUUUAUGUAAAAUAAACCUCCCACGUGUACAGACUCUGGGACAUUGCUCCAAUCUGUUGCAGCUCUGUUUACUUUGAUUGAUUUUAAGGCUGUGACAAAAAAAAUAAAAUAAAAUGAAAAUUUAAAAACA
Malaclemys terrapin pileata is the source of this 14447-nucleotide messenger RNA. RefSeq names its product pleckstrin homology domain containing O1 (gene PLEKHO1). The coding region runs from base 51 to 1328 and encodes 425 amino acids. The record is from RefSeq and is a predicted model, not a curated record. The transcript is spliced from 6 exons. NCBI's taxonomy places the organism in Eukaryota, Metazoa, Chordata, Testudines, Emydidae. Gene Ontology annotation, biological process: regulation of myoblast fusion. Gene Ontology annotation, cellular component: muscle cell projection membrane; ruffle membrane.